Molecule: messenger RNA, 499 nt
Organism: Aspergillus welwitschiae
Lineage: Eukaryota; Fungi; Ascomycota; Eurotiomycetes; Eurotiales; Aspergillaceae
Exons: 1
Coding region: 199-447 (82 amino acids)
Source: RefSeq, a predicted model, not a curated record
AGUCGAAAGACCUGGUUACGCGAUGAUGCUCGUAUUCAAUGAUAAACCUACUCAAUCCAGACGGCAGGAUAAGGUCCUGUCUUUAGGUGUAAGCGGAGAUUAGGUCACCUGAUCUUCGUGUGAUCCUUGCGACUCUGUGUACACAGUAGGCAAGAUUUGGGAUCAGAUAUCUCCAACAGAUCGGUGUCUUCCAUAUCUAUGGCUGCUAACCUACAUCCCUCUGAUUGCGACUUUAUGCGUUCCAAUAGUCGACAGCUAGGACAGCCUAUGGGUAUGUUCACUGACCAACCCUUUAAACCAGCGUCAAGUAGGGUGCCUCCUAAGCUCUAUCCAGGCGAAUCCGGGGAGCCAUCGCGUUGCGCCUUAGGUGCCACAUCUCUCGUCAUAGAGCCUUUCUCCGAGCGGACUUUCAUCCGUUGCGCACUCAGAAUCCAUCCUGCAGCCUAGGAUGCAAUACAUGCUGGCUGAUGUAUUGCAUGGAGCCGGGCAUUACAGACGG